This is a messenger RNA of Misgurnus anguillicaudatus (oriental weatherfish), 3752 nucleotides long. RefSeq names its product neutral cholesterol ester hydrolase 1a (gene nceh1a). Gene Ontology annotation, molecular function: carboxylic ester hydrolase activity. Gene Ontology annotation, cellular component: membrane. Lineage: Eukaryota; Metazoa; Chordata; Actinopteri; Cypriniformes; Cobitidae. The record is from RefSeq and is a predicted model, not a curated record.
UCCCGAGAUCAUUCGUGGGAGACAUGGCUUUACUUAAAUGUCAUUUCAGAACGAUGAGUGAUUAAACUUCUGUCAGAAAAAAACAAGAAAUAAAUCCAGUGGUAGCAACUGUGUUUCACAUGACAUUUUGUGUGUGAACGGUUUGAGCUAUUUAGGACCCAGGCUAACGCUACAUAUUAAAUGCUAAUACAGUAGCUAGGCCAAACUUUUUCAACCCAACCAACAGCUACAGUUACACUGAAGAAGAGCUACAGCAAUCCAUGAUGAAGUUGCUUUGUGGUAUUACUUUAUUAACAAUUGCAGUUGCCCAUUACGUCUACAUCCCACUGCCUGAGCAAAUUUCAGAGCCAUGGAAACUGAUGCUGUUGGAUGCAACAUUUCGAGGAGCUGUGUGGAUGGGAGAUGUCGCUCACUGGAUGGGUCUGAGUCACAGUGUCCGUGUUAUCAACUCUGCCAUAAUCGGGUUUGAGAGUCUGGUGCCGAUCACGAACACUGAGAUCCGGGUGGAGGAUACUCUGUUUGAUGGUGUCUCUGUGCGCGUAUACCACCCUAACGGAAAGAAAGAAGGCAAGCUGAGGAGGGCGGUUGUCUUCAUCCAUGGCGGUGGAUGGGCCUUGGGUGCUCCAAAGUUGGGGUCAUAUGACAGUCUCUGUAGACAAAUGGCAGCUGAUCUGGAAGCAGUGGUUGUGAAUGUGGAUUAUCGCAUGGCUCCUGAUGUGCACUUUCCUGUGCCGUAUGAUGACUGCGUGAAGGCCGCUAAACACUUCCUGAGCGUGGAAACAUUGGAGAAAUACUCAGUGGAUCCAGAGCGAGUAGCUGUAUGUGGAGACAGCGCUGGUGGAAAUCUGGCAGCUGCAGUGGCUCAGCGGAUUGGAAUAGACGACAAUAUCUCUGUGAAAUUCAAACUUCAGGUGUUGAUCUACCCCGUGCUCCAGGCCUUAGACUUCAACACAGCUUCCUAUCAGCAGAACCAAAAUGUUCCCAUCUUAUACCGCAAACUGAUGGCUCGUUUCUGGCUGGAGUAUCUAGGUGCCGACCCUGACCUCAUUCACUCCCUUCUGAUGAACAACCACACAGCCCUGGACCAAAGCCUUGUGUCCUUAAACCGUGCAAAGCUUGACUGGACCACUCUUCUUUCCAAGAGGAUGAUAAAACAUUUUAAGCCCGUUGUGCCGGUAACUGGGUCUCCCAAUCUCCUAAAGGAGGUACCGGCAUUCUUGGAUGCCAGGGCUGCACCGUUACUUGCGGACGAGGAAGUUUUGCGUAUGGUGCCUCGUGCUUUCAUUCUGACCGGUGAGCAUGAUGUUUUAAGGGAUGAUGGGAUCAUGUACGCGCGGAGGCUGGAGCAGGCUGGGGUCUCUGUCACUAAUGACCAUUUUGAAGAUGGUUUCCAUGGCUGUGUGAGCGUUGCUUUUUGGCCCCUUCAUUUCUCGGUGGGAAUAAGGGCGGUGCAGAAUUAUAUCGCUUGGCUUGAGGAAAAUCUGUAGUUCUUGGAACCUAAAUGUUCAUUUGAUAUACUGUAUGCAGUUGCAGGAAAGAGAAAAACAGGAGUAUAAACUACCACACAGGCCUUUAGGGAAAUGGAUUCGUAACAUGACUGAGGAUCUUGUGGUUUGGUAUUGGAGAUGGAGUAAAGUGGUUAACAGACUAACAAUAUUAAUUAUUUCAUGUAUUUUAUGAGUAACUAUUAUUGCUUUCAUAUAAAGUCUAACAAUGUGUUCAUCUUCUACACAAAAAGUUUUAUCUUGAUGAUACUACUAUGUUUAUAUACAAACAGGGGCGGUGUCCUGGAAAGGGUUUAGAUUAAGACAGGCAUAGGUUAUUUUAGGACAUUAGUAGUUUUUACAAACAUACCUUACAAAAAAGCAUUACUGGUGUGCAUCUUGAGAGAAAACAAUGGCAAUGAUGUAUUUUAAGUGGUGUCAGUGCAAGCUGUUUUUAGUUCAAACAAAUCAAAUAUGCAUUUUAGUCUGGGACUAGACUUAAGUCCUGCCCGGGAAACUACCCCUUAGGGGUGUUUUCCCGGACAGGGAUUAGCUUUAGCCAGGACUAGGCCUUAGUUUAAUUAGAAAAUAUAACUAGUUUUAAAGGAACACUCCACUUUUUUUUGAAAAUAUGCUAAUUUUCCAGGUCCCCUAGAGGUAAACAUUUGAUUUUUACCGUUUUGGACUCCAUUCAGUUGAUCUCCGGGUCUUAGGGUGGCCAUUCGUGCCAGUUUCAUCGGACAUGUUUUCGGGUUCGUUCUCCGGAAGUCGUGUUGCUCGACCGCAUACGUCAUCGAGGUUCUUACAUUUCAGUUAAAAUACAUUAGAAAAUUAAGAUUUAUUUCUUUUAAGACAUACAAUCAUUGUAGUUUCAUUCUUACCUUGAAAUGUUGCUUUUCUGAAAUUAAACCCGAAAUAUUAAACCUUGAUGACAUAUGCGGUCGACCAACGCGACUUCCGGAGAAUGAACCCGAAAACAUGUUCGGGACGUGUCCGGCGGAACUGGCACGAAUGGCCACCCUACCAGGUCUGGCGGUACCACUUUUAACAUAGCUUAGCAUAAUUCAUUGAAUCUGAUUAGUCCAUUAACAUUACGGCUAAAAAAUAACCAAAGAGUUUCGAUAUUUUCCGUCAGUGUUAGUACACGAUGUAAGUACAGAAGAGUCAAGUUUUAAAUUGGAAAAAUAUCUAAACUCUCUUGUUAUUUUUAACGCGAUGCUAAUGGUCUAAUCAGACUCAAUGGAUUAUGCUAAGCUAUGCUAAAAGUGCUAGCGCCAGACCCGGGGAGAUCAGCUGAAUGGAUUCCAAAAUGGUAAAAAUCAAAUGUUUAACUCUAGGGGAAAAUGAGUAUAUUUAAAAAAGUGGAGUGUCCCUUUAACAAACAUGCCUUACUUAAAACAUUACUUGUGUGCAUUUUGAGGCAAAACAAAGGGCACAUGUAUUUCAAGAUACGUCAGUGCAAGUUGUUUUCAGUUUGGACAGCUCUUACAUUUAUUUUAGUCUAAGACUAGUCUAAUUCCUGUCCGGGAAACCGCCCCUAUAAACAUUACUGGUGUGCAUCCUGAAACAUAACAAUGGCACUUAUAUAUUUUUAGGUGUCAGGGCAAGUGGUUUUGCAUAUACGGGAGCACAAACAUGCAUUUUAGUCCUGAACUAUUGGCUUAAGCCUUGUCUGCACAGUGUUAGCAAUAUGUGUCCCAGUCGGUGAAAACCCAGCUAGUUUUUUUUGUGAUUUACUGGUUUCUACCUAAAAUCAUCCUAUAUAAUAUAAAGAUCAUUCAGAGAAAAUAUAACCUUGACAUCUUUAAUAUUGGCUGAGUAAGGCCAUGUCAAAGAUUUAAUUUAAUGAGGCAGAUUGAGAUUUGUCUUCACAGAUACAAAGUCACAUAUUCGCAUUAAGAUUCUCAUCAUUUCAAACAAUGCUUUCAUUUCUGUGCAUCUAGUACACUUGUACAAUGUUUUGACAAAUCAACAUAUAUUUUAUGUUACUUUAACUUAACAAAUUAAGUUAAACAUUUCAACUUGUGUCAACUUAUCACAUGACAAAAGUUAAAAAAGUAUAGUGAAUUUACUUGCAUAACCAAGUUGUUUUAACUUCAUGCUGCAUUAUUUUUACGGUUUACCUACUAAGUUAUUAACAAAUAAGUCUUAUCUCACUGCAAAAUUUCUUAUAUUUACCAGCUUACAAAAUGUAACAUACUGAGUGAAGUAGGAGUUUAUAUGUAUUAGAGCUGCACUGAAAAAUAAAAUAAAAACACUCCACCCAGU